AUGUGGACAUCACUGCCGUUUUUCCUUUUCCCUGCUGUUUUAUUGCUGUGUGGCUGCAAGUGUGCCUCGGCUUCCCUCUGCCCGGAGAUCUGCUGGUGCUUCUCCAGCACGAUCAAAUGCAACAACGUGACGGAGCGCUCUGCUCAGACGAUAGGCGACAAGGGUAAAAGACUAGUGCUGUACCACCUCACUUUACGCACUAUUUCAAGCCAUUCUUUUGAAAAUCUGAGAAGAGUCCAGAGGAUUGAGAUUGCUCAGAGUAUAACCCUGGAAAACAUUGAGACACUGGCGUUCAACAACCUCCUCAACCUCUCUGAAAUCUCAAUCCAGAACACAAGAAGUCUGACGCACAUUGACAGAGGAUCAUUUAACAACCUCCCCAAACUACGUUACUUGAGCAUCUCAAAUACUGGCAUAACCUUUUUCCCCGAUAUGAUGUCGAUCAAUUCUCUUGAAUCAGAUUUUAUCCUGGAUAUCUGCGACAACCUCUAUCUUCCGGAAAUCCCUCCAAAUGCUUUCAUUGGAAUAACAAGGGAGUAUGUGACAAUGAACCUAUACAACAAUGGAAUCAGAGAGAUACGUGACCAUGCUUUCAAUGGGACCAAGAUAGAUAAAUUGGUAUUAAAGAAUAACCGAAACCUCAGAGUGAUCCACAGCGAAGCUUUCAGAGGAGCCACAGGCCCUGGAGUCUUGGACGUCUCUGCAACAGCAAUUGGGAAGUUACCAUCACAGGGACUUGAGUCAGUUCUGGUCUUGUUGGCCCAGUCAGCACAUUCCUUGAAGAGACUUCCUCCUCUGCAAGGACUCUGGAGCCUGCGAGAGGCUUAUCUCACCUACAACAGUCACUGUUGUGCACUGCUGAGCUGGAACACACACAGGGAUUUCCCCAUAAAUCCUCCAUGGAGCAAUGGAUCUACUUAUUGUGGUCCAUCAGCAAGGGUUCAAGGUGUGAUUGGAACCUCGUCUAUGUCAGAUGAUGAUCUGCUCAUCACAGAUGAAGACUUUGGAGAUGUGAAUUUCCACUAUCCAGAAUUAGACUUAUGUCAGACCAGGCCAAGUUUGCUAUGCACGCCUGAAGCCGAUGCUUUCAAUCCAUGUGAGGACAUUGCAGGUUUCAGUUUUCUCAGAGUGGCCAUUUGGUUUAUCAGCAUACUGGCCAUCACAGGUAACCUGACAGUGCUGCUGGUCUUCUUCAGCAGCCGGACCAAGCUGAUGGUGCCACGCUUCCUCAUGUGCCACCUGGCUUUUGCUGACCUCUGCAUUGGAAUCUACCUCCUGAUGAUAGCAAUUGUAGAUCUGCGCACAUGUGGUCACUACAGUCAGCAUGCUAUUGAAUGGCAAACAGGGCCUGGCUGUAGCGCUGCAGGCUUCCUGUCUGUGUUUGGUGGGGAACUGUCCGUCUACACACUCUCCACCAUCACCCUGGAGCGCUGGCAUACCAUCAACAACGCUCUGCAGGUAGAGCGCCGUCUGUGCCUUACACAAGCUGCAAGCAUAAUGGCAGCUGGCUGGCUGGUGUGUCUAGGUAUGGGAGCUCUCCCCUUGGUUGGUGUAAGCAGCUACAAUAAAGUCAGCAUGUGCUUACCCAUGGACAUAGAAACGCCUCUGGCUCAGGCCUUCAUCAUAGUUGUCCUGCUCUUCAAUGUGUCUGCCUUCCUUAUUGUCUGUGUUUGUUAUGUCCUGAUCUACUUGGCUGUGAGAAACCCUGAGUUCCCCAGACGCAGCACCGAUACCAAGAUCGCCAAGCGUAUGGCCGUGCUGAUCUUCACGGACUUCCUGUGCAUGGCACCCAUCUCCUUUUUUGCCAUCUCUGCUGCUUUCAAGAUUCCCCUGAUCACAGUUACGAACUCCAAGAUUCUGCUGGUUCUCUUCUUCCCCAUCAAUUCUUGCGCCAAUCCCUUUCUUUAUGCUAUAUUCACUAAGGCCUUCAGAAAGGAUGCAUAUCAGCUCAUGAGUGCCAUGGGCUGUUUUAAGAAGAAGGCCAGUGUUUAUCACAUGAAGGCCUGCUGCUCAGAAAAUGUAAUUAAGAGCAACUCAGGUUCCAACCGAAAAGGUAAUCGCAAAAAACUGAGAUGGGUUGCUUUCCCACAGCGGAACACAAAAGAGGAAGGAGACCAGACCUGAAGCCCAUUGGAAUGGAGUUCUGAAAAUGAAAUACAAAACCGUUAUGGGGUACCGAAAACAAACAGUGGGACAAGAGAAGUGAAUAAACAGAAGAGAAAAAUAACACAUGUUGAAUUCGGGGGAAAUUGUUGUGGUCAUCUGUUAUGUUGACAUCAAUGACCACUUUUAUAGUUUUAUAUUGCAAUGCUUGGAAUGGGGAUAUUUUCUAUCAUACAUGACAACAAUACAGUUAUUAUUAUAAUGUUAUUAUUAUUCUGAGUAAUCACCUUCAUCCUAUAGGGAGACAUUGGUGGUUUCAUCAGCGGUUUCAAUAUAAGCCAUGCACUGUGGCAGCUUCGGUCAUCUGGUUGUAAUCUCAGAUUAUACUUUCAACCUCAGUGGGGUGUUGUUUACUUAAAUCAUAAACAAGAAAACAAAUGAAUGCCCUUAUUUGCCACCAAAUCACCUUAGUGGAUUAAGCAGAGAGCCCAUAAGGUUUUCAGGACCCACAAAGUACCACAUGUUGGAAG
Messenger RNA from Myripristis murdjan (pinecone soldierfish), 2633 nucleotides. RefSeq names its product luteinizing hormone/choriogonadotropin receptor (gene lhcgr). The record is from RefSeq and is a predicted model, not a curated record. Gene Ontology annotation, molecular function: luteinizing hormone receptor activity; thyroid-stimulating hormone receptor activity; G protein-coupled peptide receptor activity. Gene Ontology annotation, biological process: hormone-mediated signaling pathway; ovulation cycle process; phospholipase C-activating G protein-coupled receptor signaling pathway. Bases 1 to 2124 code for a protein of 707 amino acids. Lineage: Eukaryota; Metazoa; Chordata; Actinopteri; Holocentriformes; Holocentridae. The transcript has 11 exons. Gene Ontology annotation, cellular component: plasma membrane.